AUGGUUUUUUUUUUAGAUUGUGGAACCGACGGAUGUGAUCCAACAUAUGGAGUAUGCGGACAAGUUACUACAUCCAAUGGUCUUACAAGUGUGAUGACAACAAUGACAACAACACCUUUACCAACCAAUUCAGCUCAAACUAUAGAAGCUUCUUCAACAACUCCAAAAACAACUUCUAGUGACAGUAGUUCUACACCUACCACUAAUAAUUCUUCUGGUUCAUUUAUUAAAAUACAUAGUGGUAGUUUGAAUGGAAGAGUAAAACAGGAACAAGUACAAGAAAGUGGUGGUUCGUUGGAAAAGACGACGUUGAAACAGUUGAAAGAACGUUUAAAAAAAAUUACUGGCGUACCUGUUAAUGGGCAAAAAAUAAUAUUUUCUGGAGCUGUUAUGAAAGAUGAAAUUGCUACUUUAGGAUCAUUUGGGCUUCAUCAUAAUUCAAAAAUACUUUUAAUCGGGACUAAACCAAAUUCACCCACACCUCACAUGGCUGUUCUCAUAAAUUGUGGAACCGACGGAUGUGAUCCAACAUAUGGAGUAUGCGGACAAGUUACUACAUCCAAUGGUCUUACAAGUGUGAUGACAACAAUGACAACAACACCUUUACCAACCAAUUCAGCUCAAACUAUAGAAGCUUCUUCAACAACUCCAAAAACAACUUCUAGUGACAGUAGUUCUACACCUACCACUAAUAAUUCUUCUGGUUCAUUUAUUAAAAUACAUAGUGGUAGUUUGAAUGGGUUAUUUAUAAUUGUCAUGAUUGCAGUUUUACUCUUAUAA
Molecule: messenger RNA, 780 nt
Organism: Entrophospora sp. SA101
Lineage: Eukaryota; Fungi; Glomeromycota; Glomeromycetes; Entrophosporales; Entrophosporaceae
Source: the annotation of a GenBank genome assembly